UUUUUGAAACUUAACAUUGUAAUUAAAGAAUGAAUUUUAACUUUAAUGAAGCACAGUUGUUUUCAUUUAUAAACGUUAACACAAUGCAUUAAAUACCUGCAUAGUUUUGAGCAAGACUUAAGCCUACUUGAAGCAGUGGCAAUUGCUGGAAAGGUGAGCCAUGUCUUUCCAUUCCGGGCGAGGAUGUCCCCGUGGUCAGGGGGGACCAGGAGCAAGAACUUCAACACAGACCUACCGCCCUCAGAACCUACGGCAGCUUCACCCACAGCAGCCUUCUGUACAAUACCAGUAUGACCAGCAAACUGCCCCUCCAACAACCUAUUCAAACCCUCCCACCACGGGUUACAUGCCUCCCAGGACAGACUUUGUGCCCUAUCCUCCGCCAGUGCCCCCUUCCACGCAAAAUCCCAUCAGCCAGUGCCCCAUGAGGCCACCGUUUCCAAACCACCAGAUGAGGCAGAGCUUCCCGGUGCCUCCGUGCUUCCCUCCCGCUCCUCCCCCUGUGCCAAAUCCUAGCAACGCUCCUGUGCCAGGAACUCCUGCUGGGCAAAGCACCUUUCCUUACAUGAUGCCUCCUCCCACAGUACCGCACCCUCCCCCCCCACCAGUCAUACCACAGCAAGUCAACUACCAGCCUGUGUACCCCGCAGGGUAUUCACAGCAAUCGUUCCCACCACCUAACUUCAAUAGCUAUCAGCACAACUCUGGCUCCUUUCAGAGCGGCACUACCAACAGCAGUGGUGGCAGCAGCCAUUUUCGGCACACGGGUCAGUACCAGGGAGAGAAGUCACAAAGUGACCGACGGUCUCCAGAGAGGAGCAAGCACUAUGACGAGCACAGACAUCGUGAACAUGGUCACAUCCACAGUGACAGGCAUCGGUCCGCUACCCAUGGGGAUCGUCGGGAUCGAGGCCGGAGUCCAGAUAGGAGGAGGCAGGAAAGCAGUCGGCACCGGACAGAUUAUGACAGAGGAAGGCUAUCGCCUCAUCACAGAAGUUACGAGCGUAACAGGGAACGGGAGAGGGAGAGGCAUAGGCACCGUGACACCAGAAGAUCACCAUCACCAGACAGAUCCUACAAAAAAGAUUACAAGAGAGCAGGAAGCCGCUCCCCAAGCAGAGAGAGAAAGAGACCCCGAUGGGAGGAGGACAGAGAAAGGUGGUCUGAGAACCAGAGCUCCAGCAAAGAGAAAAAUUAUACUGCUAUCAAAGACAAAGAAUCAGAGGAGAAUGCAUCUGAAAAAAACGAAGAGGAAGAUGAGGAAUUACUUAAGCCAGUUUGGGUUCGCUGUACCCAUUCUGAAAGCUAUUAUUCCAAUGACCCUAUGGAUCAAGUGGGGGACUCUACUGUGGUAGGAACAAGCAAGCUCCGAGAUCUGUAUGAAAAAUUUGACGAGGAGUUAGGAAAGCGACAGGCGAAGGCCAAAGCAGCCAGGCCACCGUGGGAGCCACCAAAGACCAAGCUGGAUGAAGAUUUAGAGAGCUCCAGUGACUCAGACUGUGACUCUGAAGAUGACAGCAGCUGUUCUAGCAGUUCAGAUUCUGAAGUUUUUGACGUCAUUGCAGAAAUUAAGCGUAAAAAGGCACACCCUGAUCGUCUUCAUGAAGAACUGUGGUACAAUGAUCCAGGACAGAUGAAUGAUGGACCCUUGUGCAAAUGCAGUGCUAAAGCCCGACGAACAGGAAUAAGACAUGGCAUUUAUCCUGGCGAAGAGCCCAUUAAACCAUGUCGCCCCAUGACCAACAAUGCUGGAAGACUAUACCACUAUCGAAUUACUGUGUCGCCUCCCACAAACUUCUUAACAGACAGACCUACUGUUAUUGAGUAUGAUGACCAUGAAUAUAUCUUUGAAGGGUUCUCGAUGUUUGCACAUGCCCCACUAACAAACAUUCCUCUAUGUAAAGUAAUCAGAUUUAACAUUGACUAUACAAUUCAUUUCAUUGAGGAGAUGAUGCCUGAGAAUUUUUGUGUAAGAGGUCUUGAGCUGUUCUCUUCAUAUCUAUUCAAAGAUAUUUUGGAGCUCUAUGACUGGAAUCUUAAAGGUCCUUCACCUGAAAAUGAUUCUGUUUGCUGUCCCAGAUUUCACUUCAUGCCGCGAUUUGUGAGAUUUCUUCCAGAUGGAGGAAAAGAAGUACUCUCAAUGCAUCAGAUUCUUCUCUACUUGUUACGAUGCAAUAAAGCUCUGGUGCCUGAAGAGGAGAUUGCCAACAUGCUUCAGUGGGAAGAACUGGAAUGGCAGAAAUAUGCAGAAGAAUGCAAAGGAAUGAUCGUUACCAGCCCUGGCAUGAAACCCAGCUCAGUUCGUAUUGAUCAACUGGACCGCGAACAGUUCAAUCCUGAUGUAAUUACUUUCCCCAUUAUUGUCCACUUCGGGAUACGACCUGCUCAACUCAGUUAUGCCGGAGAUCCUCAAUACCAAAAGCUCUGGAAGAGUUAUGUGAAGCUGCGUCAUCUGCUGGCUAAUAGUCCCAAAGUCAAACAGGCUGAUAAGCAGAAGUUGUCACAAAGAGAGGAAGCACUGCAGAAAAUUCGUCAGAAGAACACGAUGAGACGUGAAGUGACCGUUGAGUUGAGUAGCCAGGGAUUCUGGAAAACAGGGAUACGCUCUGAUGUCUGCCAGCACGCAAUGAUGCUUCCUGUCCUCACCCACCAUGUGCGCUACCAUCAGUGUCUGAUGCAUUUGGACAAAUUGAUAGGCUACACUUUUCGAGAUAGGUGCUUGCUGCAGCUUGCCAUGACUCAUCCAAGCCAUCACUUAAACUUUGGAAUGAAUCCUGAUCAUGCCAGAAAUUCCUUAUCCAACUGUGGGAUUCGACAGCCGAAGUAUGGAGAUAGAAAAGUUCACCAUAUGCACAUGAGAAAAAAAGGGAUAAACACCCUGAUAAAUAUUAUGUCCCGUUUGGGACAGGAUGAUCCAGCUCCUUCCAGGAUUAACCACAAUGAGCGUUUAGAAUUUCUGGGAGAUGCUGUGGUGGAGUUCUUAACAAGUGUCCACUUGUACUACCUGUUUCCCACUCUGGAAGAAGGAGGAUUAGCUACAUACCGCACUGCCAUCGUACAGAACCAACACCUGGCCAUGUUGGCUAAGAAGCUGGAACUAGAUCGAUUUAUGCUUUAUGCUCAUGGUCCAGACCUUUGCAGGGAAUCGGAUCUCCGCCAUGCCAUGGCCAACUGCUUUGAAGCCCUAAUAGGAGCCGUUUAUCUCGAGGGGAGCCUAGAAGAAGCAAAACAAUUAUUUGGACGUUUACUCUUCAAUGACAAGGACCUGCGGGAUGUAUGGCUUAAUUAUCCACUACAUCCACUCCAACUGCAAGAGUCCAAUACUGACAGGCAACUCAUUGAGACCUCUCCAGUUCUUCAAAAGCUUACGGAGUUUGAGGAUGCAAUUGGAGUCAUCUUUACUCAUGUUCGGCUUCUAGCACGUGCAUUCACUCUGAGGACAGUAGGCUUUAACCAUCUGACUCUAGGCCACAACCAGAGGAUGGAAUUCCUGGGUGACUCAAUAAUGCAGUUGGUAGCCACAGAGUAUUUAUUCAUACAUUUCCCUGAUCAUCAUGAAGGGCACUUAACGUUGUUGAGAAGUUCUUUGGUGAACAACAGGACACAGGCCAAGGUGGCAGAAGAGCUGGGUAUGCAAGAAUUUGCCAUCACUAAUGACAAGACAAAAAGACCUGUCGCUCUUCGAACUAAGACUUUGGCUGAUCUCUUGGAAUCCUUUAUUGCUGCCCUGUACAUUGAUAAAGAUUUGGAAUACGUUCACACUUUCAUGAAUGUAUGCUUUUUUCCACGGCUAAAGGAGUUUAUUUUAAAUCAAGAUUGGAAUGAUCCUAAAUCUCAGCUUCAGCAGUGCUGCUUGACUCUCAGGACAGAAGGAAAAGAGCCAGACAUUCCUCUUUACAAGACUUUGCAGACAGUGGGACCAUCUCAUGCCAGGACAUACACAGUAGCUGUUUACUUCAAAGGGGAACGAAUAGGAUGCGGUAAAGGCCCAAGUAUUCAGCAAGCAGAAAUGGGAGCUGCAAUGGACGCACUUGAAAAAUAUAACUUUCCCCAGAUGGCCCAUCAGAAACGGUUCAUUGAACGGAAGUACAGACAAGAGUUGAAAGAAAUGAGGUGGGAAAGAGAGCAUCAAGAGAGAGAGCCAGAUGAGACUGAAGAAGCAAGGAAAUAAAAGGAGGGCACAGAAGCAGUGGCAUAUUUACUUACUUAAUAACUCUGACUGUGGCCUAUGGAGACCUAACCUAGUUUCUUGCAGAUGAUGAAUGAAGAGUGCCUGUUGAUAUCAAAUAGAAAAUCAUCAUCUUUUCUUAAAAAAAUGUGUGUGUAUAUAAUAUUUCUUUAGUUUGGUUUUAAGUGCAAAGUUUGGCUUUUUAAUAAGAUUUGGUUUUAAAUCCUUUUAAUUUUUAUGAAAAGUUGUGGGAUUAUUUUUAUUAUUUUUAUUGUCUUGUAUGAAGUAAUAAAGUAUUAAUUUCAAAAGCCUGUAGGAGAAAAAGC
Messenger RNA from Nipponia nippon (crested ibis), 4494 nucleotides. The record is from RefSeq and is a predicted model, not a curated record. Lineage: Eukaryota; Metazoa; Chordata; Aves; Pelecaniformes; Threskiornithidae.